AUGAAGUCCUCCGAUAUCGAUCAGGAUUUAUUUACAGACAGUUACUGCAAGGUGUGCAGUGCACAGCUGAUAUCCGAGUCCCAGCGGGUGGCCCAUUAUGAGAGUCGAAAACAUGCCAGUAAAGUCCGGCUAUAUUACAUGCUUCACCCCAGAGAUGGUGGGUGUCCUGCCAAGAGGCUCCGAGCAGAAAAUGGAAGCGAUGCUGACACAGUGGAUAAGAAUAAAUGCUGUACACUCUGUAACAUGUCCUUUACCUCAGCUGUGGUGGCCGACUCCCAUUACCAAGGCAAAAUCCAUGCCAAAAGGUUAAAGCUGUUGCUAGGAGAAAAACCUCCAUUGAAAACCACAGCUGCCCCGCUGAGUUCACUUAAGACCCCUCGAGUGGACACGGCCCCCGUGGUCGCAUCUCCCUAUCAAAGAAGAGACUCAGACAGGUACUGCGGUCUCUGUGCAGCCUGGUUUAAUAAUCCUCUGAUGGCCCAGCAGCAUUAUGACGGCAAGAAACACAAAAAGAACGCUGCACGGGUUGCCUUGCUAGAGCAGCUCGGAACAUCUCUGGAUCUGGGGGAACUCAGAGGUCUGAGACGCACUUACAGAUGUACCACCUGCAGUGUGUCGCUCAACUCCAUAGAACAGUACCAUGCACAUCUGCAAGGAUCAAAGCAUCAGACCAACCUGAAGAAUAAGUAGUGACAGCAUGAAUCAAGAGCUACGAAGAGAUUCCAGCAUUUCUCUGUGGUAGAGAAUGGCUCACCAACCAACAGAGGAUCCUUUCCUGAGCAAUGAACAUUUCUUACAAGGAUUCACAGAUUAACACAUGACCAGUAUUGAUUUGGGAAAGCAAAUAAGAUUUCCUUUUCUUCUUCUCAUUUAGUGGCAAAUUGUACUUGGAUUUAAAAGAAUCCUUUUCUGAUAACAUGUUUAGCACAAGUUCUAACCUGCAAUCACACACACAGCAGCUAGUCAGAGCAUUACUCAAACUUACAAAGAGUGGAAAAUUUAAUUUCCAAUUUAUUCUAGAUUUCUGUAGUUACAACGAUUCUGUGACACCCUUCAUGAUUAUCAUGUAAGCCUCCUAGAUCCAUUAAUGAACAUACUUUUGCCAUCAUGGGGAACAUAGUUGGUGACAACGGCCACAAGAACAGAACAAAUUGUGGUUUGUAGAAGUUAUAUGACGAACAGAAUGCCAGUCCUUCUGCUUCACACCGAUGAGCCAGCCUCUAAAUGCCAGGAGCAGGAAAGCAGGUGGAAGCAGAGGGAAGGACCUUCCCUCUGGAUCUCCUUGAUGGAAAGCCUCUCAGGAUGAAGCCACGUUCUCCUUGCAAGCUGCCAGAUCAUAGCUUAGAAAAAGAAUUAGUUUGAUUGCAUGAUGAUCCUAUUAAGUAAAAAUGUCUUCACAGCGGUUGACCUUGGCGUAUUGCUUUUCUAAUGGUAUCCAAAGGAGAGUUUUAAACCCCAGAGUGAGAUGGAAGUAAUUCUUAGAAAGUUGGCCUGUAUCCUGGGCUUUAAUUUGGGGCAGUGAUGAUUUGGUAUGUGUCGGGGGAGGGAGAGAAUGAUUAAAUCCUGAAGAGGUUUCCUUCUUCUGUUUCUCUUCCUUCUUGCUGCUGAGCUGGGAUUCAGUGACUUUGAACAGAACUCCUCUGGGAAGAGGAUGGACCAGAGAACUGAUGCUCUUUGAAGGGAUCAAGUCUGAGUGCAACUGUGAAAUUCCUUCUCUGGGGCUAAUUGCUCUGCGUUGUGUUGGGAAGUGGUGUCUUGCAGACACUGCAAGGUAGACACAGAACUUCCUUUCCUGGGCUCUCAGCUGGCUGAAGCAGCCCUUUACACCUUGUGACCGCCAAUCUACCGGACAUCAGACUUUUCCAGACAUCAGCGCCUCCCGCAGAGAUCUGAGGUGUUGACAGCCAGUGAGCAAUAAGCGAAACGACACGGAAAUGCACAGUGUUGUUCUUAAGGUGCCUGUUUUGUUGUGUGAGGAGGUCACAGGUCACAGUGGUCCUUAGAGACCCGACCUUGGCCGCAAAGAGGAAGGUCACACACCGUGUACAGUCAUGCUGCAGGUAGGGAACAAGAGGGGUGUAGUGACAACAAUUUUAUUUUGCUAUUUCAGAAAGAAGCACACAACAGAGCUACAGUCCUCCCGUGAUGGCUUUUCUUCGAAUGUGUGGAACAAAGCUUUAUUUGUCAAUUCUGCUGUAAAAUAAGCAUAGUCUGAGUUGUUUUUUUUUUUUUAAUCUUUUUCUGUUUCUGUUUAGUGCCUGAGCUCUCUCCCUGAAGUGUUGUGUUUAGUUUUUUUUUUUAAUGACCUAAGAUAGAAAAGCCUAUGAAAUAUGGAUUUCCUUUGCGUUACAGUGACGCUUUGCCAAGUCCUUUAUAGAUAAGCCUCCAGCUACAAUAAUCAGAUUAUUUCAGAGUGCCUCAUCUAAAUACCAUUGCUCUUUGGCAAGCUGCCACAAACACCCACCAGACAUUUUCUUGGUUUGAUUGUUCUCAAGUUUAUUCUUGCCCAUGCAGAUAAGGGGGAUGCCAUCCCAGCACGUUGUAAGGAUCCCUUGGCCAGACUACUAACUGUAAGAAGGCUCAAAGUGCUACUGUGUUCUGGGGACAAUAGAACAGAGACACCUUUCUUCCAGAAACUGUGCUGUUCGCUUUUUCUUUAAUGUGGCUGGAUGUUUAAUUAAGUCUUAUGUUACUUUCCAGUUUUACUAGGACUAGAUGGGAAUGGGGUUUAGGGCAAAUGUUUUUCAGAGGCCCCCUUGAAUCUGCUGGGAAGAAAAGAGACAAGUACAAGCCUGUCUGUAUCCCUGUCUCCUGAUUAGUUCAUGUGGCGCUCCCCUAGUAAACAGCAAUGUGAUUCCAGUAAGAACUCGGGGUCAGUUCCAUAACAUUUGAGGAGAACAGAGAGGAAACUCAUCUGUGAGAGAGAACUGUCCAUAUGCCUGUGUCUAAAGUACUUUGGCUAUUCUAGAGUUCAGAGUGAUGUCAGCUAACUACAUGAAGUUUUCUGGCCAUAAUGAGGAAAACUCAACACCUACUGGCCUCGUGUUAAACUGAGAUUUCUCUGUUUAAGGGAACAGUCAUUAACUAACAGUCAACAUGGGCAUCGCCCUGUUUCUCUUCCUUCUCUUUUUGUUCCUUGAUAUAAUCUCUGGAAUGUAACGUGCGCUGUCCAUGUGCUCUAUCACUAAAUGCCAUGGUUAGGUGUGACUCCUCUACUAAAUCACCCCUUAGUCGUGGUCGUACAAUUUGAAUUUGCUUUACAAAGUCUUCUUCCCUUUUAGCAAGGAGGAUAUAAGCUUGAGGCUGGCAACAUGUGCCAGUGGCCACAAAUGCCAUGAUAGUGAGAUUCAAAUUAAUGAGCUCUCCUUAUAUACAGUCUCCACAGUCCAGUGAGCUAAUAAAUAUGCUCAUAAAGCAAUCCGCUAAGCAGCGAGUGCUGCACUGAUUCCUUCUGCUGAUAAAGUUGCCAUAAAACUCCCAUCCAUUGCUGCUGGACUGAAAGGGUUUUGUUCUUUCUUGGCCCCUUAGAUGACAGAGAUGCAUACACUGGAACUGCAAGGAUCUUCACACUGACUGUUGGAGUGAGUUUAUUAGGCCAACUGUACAAAAAAAAAAGCCAUGGGACCCACUUUUAACGCUGAUACUCCUGCAGAACUCCCCAGGUAGACAGGCCACCUUUCUGUCAAAGCUGAGUUAGACAUUUUUGACAAGGCAGUGGUGACAUAGUUCACUAAGCCCUAAUAAGAGACUAUAAGAGACUACCAGGUUCUAACAACAUUCCCCACUAAAUAUCUGUCCUCUUGAACAGCUUGUCCAGUGAAUUAUUUUUCUUUUGUAAGAAUGAAACUAAGAAAAGUCUGUCUGUCCAACAUACUAUUGUAGGGAUGGAUUUUCUCCCUGCCCCUUUCUGGUUUUGAAUUUGUUCAUAUUCAAGGCAUGUUAAACUACCUCAUAGGUUUGUUGUGUGGAUUAGCUGAUUAAUAA
Apodemus sylvaticus (European woodmouse) is the source of this 3984-nucleotide messenger RNA. It is a transcript of the gene Zmat4, whose product is annotated as zinc finger matrin-type 4. The coding region runs from base 1 to 690 and encodes 229 amino acids. The record is from RefSeq and is a predicted model, not a curated record. Gene Ontology annotation, molecular function: zinc ion binding; nucleic acid binding. The transcript is spliced from 6 exons. NCBI's taxonomy places the organism in Eukaryota, Metazoa, Chordata, Mammalia, Rodentia, Muridae.